AUGGAAGGAUUUAGUGAAAGUGACUAUAGUGAUAUUGCAAUUGGGAUUAUAAAGAAGUAUGAAAAUAAUGUAAUUGAAAAAAAGAAAAAGCUAAAUGAGAAAGAAACACGUUUAAAUUACAAUAAUGAUUAUAACAAAGAAGCAGAUAUAAUUGCUAACAAUAAUAAUUUAAUAGAUCAUGCCAAACUUUUAGAAAAUGAUAAAAGUGAUGAUAGCAGUUACGAUUCGCUAGUUGACGAUUUUUAUAAUAAAGCAGUAACAAAUUAUAGGGAAAGUUGCAAAAAACAAGAUAAUAUAACCGAUUUAAGUAAUGGAGAAAAUGAUAAGGAAUUAAAAGAAGUCGACAAUAAUAAUAAUAAUAAUAAAGAUCCAAAGAAAUAUCUCAAAAAAAAAGUGAUACAACGAAAUACGGAAAUAUUGAAAAAGUAUAAUAAUAAACCAUUAAUCCCAUUGUUAAAAAAUAAUAAUAAAAAAAAAAAAAAUGAAAUUGUAAAAGGGGUCAAAGUAAAACCAGUGAAACAUCCGAAUGAAUGGGAUAGCAAUCAAAAUGAUUUAAACAAAUUUAAAUUAUCUAAAGAAGAGAUAGAACAAAAAAGAAAUAGUUUUAAGUCACGAAAUUUAGACAAGGUCAAAAUAGAAUAUCAAGAAAGGCUAAAAAAAAUGAGAGAGCGAGAAAAAAAAAUAUAUUCACUUAGUAAUUCUAACCCCAAGGAAAAUGUAAAAAAAAAAAAAAAUCAAUCUAUUCAAGAAUUAAAAAAGAAUGGAGAAAAAUCAAAAUAUGCACAUAAAAAAGGUUUGAACAAAUGUGGCAUGAAUAUUACUUCACAUAAAAAAGGAAAUAAUCAAGCAAAUCCAGUUAAUUGCAGCAAAGAAGAUGCCGAAAAAGCUAAAGAGGAAGAAAUAGACGAAGAGGAUGAUGUAGUAACAGAUGGUGGUAUCCCAUUUAGACAUUUAAAUAAGUAUGGUCGUCAUAGACAUUCAUAUAUUUGUAACGAAACGGAUCAUAUAAACGAUGGGUAUUUUAGUUCAAGUGUAAAUUUCGCUAGAAAUAAUUCUUUUGUUAAUCAUGUUAAUAAAAGAAAAAAAAAAUAUAAAAAGAGAGGUGAUAAAAAUUACUCUGAUUAUGAUGAAGUUUAUGUUUAUAAAUAUAGAAGAAAUAAUCGAAAACAUAAUGGAUAUUUAUCAAAUAUUUCUAAUGAAGGAAGUAACAUAGAUUUAAACUGUCUUAGUGAAAACGAAGAUUAUGAUACUCAAACAUAUUGCAAUAGUUCAAUAGAUGAAAUAUAUGAUAAAAAUAAUCGGAUUUUAGUAUCACGAUAUUUAAGAUGCAGAAGUGAAUAUCCAAGAAAAAAUAAAAAUUAUAAAAAAAAAUUACAAAGAAAAAGUGAAAUAAAAAAUAAAGAUGAUCAUUAUAUUGGAAAAUGUAUACACAAAAAUAAGUAUAAGCAUAGUUCAAAUAUAUCAAUAGAUAAUUGUUCUGAAUAUGAUUAUAUGACUGAAUCAACUGAUGUUUCCUCUUUUAGUAAUGAUACAACUAUAAAUAAUUUUACAAAAGAACUUGAAAAAUACACUGAGCCUUUAUGUAUUGAUAUCGAUAGUUUUAAUACUAAAACUUGCAACAUAGAUUGUUAUAAAAUUGAAAUUACAAAAACAAAAGAGUUUGAUGAAAAAAAUAUAUAUCCAAAUCCAGAAUUAAAAAUCUGGAAAAAAUUGUUACACAAUGAUAAUAAUAGUGAUAUGGAAUCAUAUGAUUUAUCAGAAGGAUCAUCUAGUUGUACAGGUGAUUAUGAUGAUCAUAUAUUUGAUUCCGAUUAUUCCCAACAAAUAAGAAAACUAAAUUUAGACACUAUACAAAAUAAUAAUUUAUUAAAUUUAAAAAAAGUUAAACUAGAAACAUUUAACCAUAUUAAAAAAAUGAUUAACAAAAUUAAAAAGUUAAAUUAUAAUGAACUAAAUAAUGGACAUAAUUUUCCAAAUUCUAUAAAUAUGUAUUCAGAUCCCUUUAAGGACAAUCGGAAUGUUACAGAAAGUUUUAAUAUCUACUAUGAUAAAGAAAAUGAAAAUAUAGCUCACCCAAAUAAACAUUUUUAUAAAUAUAAUAAUAUAAAAGAAGGAAUAGAAAGAACUGGUGGAACAGCACCUUUGAUGGAGUACCUAUUUAAUGAUGAUGCUGAAGGAGAUAGUAAAAAUUAUGUUUCAUCAAAAAAUGAAAUAUAUAAAUAUUAUAAUAAAGAAGAAAAUUCAUCAUUAAAUGAAAGUAAUAAAAAUAUUAUUAACAUUAAUAAUAAUUUAACAAAUAGUAAUAUGUUUCCUUUUUCUUUUUCUCAUUCGAAUAAUAAAAAAUGUUUUAUUAAUAAUAUACAUGAUCAUAAAGAUGGCUCACUAAGUUAUCGAAAUAGCAGUAGUGAGAUAGCUAGCAGAAAUAAAAAUAGCCAAGCUAUGUUAACUAGCCAAAAUGAAGACAUACCAAAUUCUAAUGAAUAUGUUACAUCAUCAAAUAAUUAUAAAACAUUAUCUAUUAAUAAUAGUUCAGAUGUAGAUAUUCAGCAUUUUGAAAAAAGUUCAUCUAAAACUGCAGAUUGGGGAGAACUAAAAUCAAUUAAUCCUACAAUUAUCAAAAGGAAAGAAAAAAAUCAAAAACAUUCCACCAUUUCAAAAAAAACAGAAAUGAAAAAUGGCAUUAAUUAUCACGCUCCUUCAAACAGAUCAAACCUUAAUGUUCCAAGAAUUGUAGUGAAAAAUGUUGACAAAAAAACAAGAGGUAAAAUAACAAGCAAUAAUCGCAUAGGUAGUGCAUCAAAUAGAGAGGAUGCAAAUAGUUGCUUCGAAAAAAAAAGCAAACCAAAUAUACAUAACAAACGGGAAGCAAAGGAGGGUUUAAAAAAUGGAAAUAAGGGUAAGGUAGACAUUAUAGAGAGUAAAAAAAAGAACAACAAUGUUAAUGAUAAAAAUAAACUAAAAAUAGUAAACGAAAAAAAAAAGAAAUGUGUAAGCAAAAUCGAUAGUAAUAUUGGGAAUGGGAAAAAGAAAACAGAACAAAGUUCAAAUAAAGAAGAUAGAUUAAUAAGUCAAAAAAUUAUUAACACAUCCAUUAAUUUUGAUGAUGUACAUAAUCUAAGUGAGGAUGAUAAUUUUAUUUUUGAAAAAUAUUUAAAUGAAGAAAGUUCUAAAGAAAAUGAAAAUUUACAAGACAUAAUAAAUAAUCAAGUUAUAGCAUUCGAACGAAAUUUUUUAUAA
Messenger RNA from Plasmodium vinckei vinckei, 3237 nucleotides. RefSeq names its product conserved Plasmodium protein, unknown function. The record is from RefSeq and is a predicted model, not a curated record. Gene Ontology annotation, biological process: mitotic spindle assembly. The coding region runs from base 1 to 3237 and encodes 1078 amino acids. The transcript has a single exon. NCBI's taxonomy places the organism in Eukaryota, Apicomplexa, Aconoidasida, Haemosporida, Plasmodiidae.